This is a messenger RNA of Salvia miltiorrhiza (redroot sage), 1359 nucleotides long. Its product is annotated as putative late blight resistance protein homolog R1A-3. The transcript has a single exon. Bases 1 to 1359 code for a protein of 452 amino acids. Gene Ontology annotation, molecular function: alpha-tubulin binding. The record is from RefSeq and is a predicted model, not a curated record. Gene Ontology annotation, biological process: protein folding. NCBI's taxonomy places the organism in Eukaryota, Viridiplantae, Streptophyta, Magnoliopsida, Lamiales, Lamiaceae.
AUGGGAGCAUUUCCGGAAGAUUAUGAGAUUAAGGCCUCCAGACUCAUACGUAUGUGGGUAGCAGAAGGAUUUGUGAAAGUAAAUAGAGAUAAAAGUUUAAAAGAAGAGGCAGAGGAUUACUUAAAGUCACUCGUAGAAAGGAAUCUAGUUUCGGUUAGAAGUUAUCAUUGGCGUGGAAAACCAAAGAGCUACAGCAUGCAUGACCUUUUGAGAGAUUUAUGCAUCAGGAAAGCUUUUGAUGACAAGUUUCUAUGUGUGAAGGAUGCCCCGGAGGUGACAUUCUCUAACAUGCGUCGUGUGAGGAUUCACACAUCAUAUGGAAUGAAAGAUGAUGAUUAUGCUUCAUCAGGCAUGUCACUUGCUCGAUCAUUUCUACUCUUCAUCAAGUUGGAUAGUUUUCUAUCUCCCAUUCUAUCUCCCAUGUUUUUCACAUUAAGCUUGCUUAGGGUGUUGGAUUUAUUGGAAACAUAUAUCGGCCAGUUUCCAAAAGGAAUAUUACAACUUGUGAACCUACGCUACUUAGCUAUUGACUGCUAUUCAUUACCAAGUGGAAUAUCAAGAUUGUGUAAUUUGCAAACAUUGAUUGCUAGGCUAGGCGGUGGCCAUGCCCCACCUGACUUGUGGGAGAUGUCUGAGUUAAGACAUCUCAUCUCGUUGGGUGCAUGUCUCGUUAUAAGAGAUUAUUACCUUAAAAAACCUGUUCUGAUGAAGCUGCAGACUAUGUGGUAUGUGACGCUAUGUGCGUCAGAGAUUGGGGAUUUCUUGGAAAGAAUUCCAAAUAUAGAAAAGUUGCUUUUCUCUGCUGAUGGGCCUGAAUUGAGUGAAGUAGUUGAUUUCACCCAUCUUCACAAACUCCAAACAUUAAGUUGGAGAUCAUUCAACAAAUUUCUGUGCAGAUUCAAAUUUCCAUCUACUCUUAGAAAAUUAAGUCUGAUGAGUUGUGUAAUAACUCCGGUAGCGAUGACGGCUCUAUGUGCACUACCCAAUCUGGAAGUGUUUAACAUAUACUAUUGUACCUUCAAAAGCAAUGAGACAAAUGAAGAAGAAGAAGAAGAGUGGGAAAUAGCAGAAGGAGAUGAAUUCAGCUCAUUGCAGUUUCUACAACUCUACUGUUUACAAUUGGUGCAUUGGAGAGCUGAUGAAACCAACUUCCCUAGACUCCGCCAUCUCCUUAUAGAAGAUUGUAAAAAGCUAGAGGAAAUCCCCGCAGGCAUUGGAGAAAUCCCAACCCUCCAAUUAAUCCACUUAGAAGCUUGCAGUGAUUCUGCUGUGGCCUCAGCAAAACAGAUUCAGGAGGAACAACAAUCUGAAUACGGGAACUACGACCUCCAACUUCGUAUCGUUUCAUAUGAUGAUUAG